AUGACGAAAAGCGAAGAAAAAAAAUGGAUAGAACAAUUACGAAUGAACCCACCAAAAUUAUUAGAUGAAAAUGAUUUAAGGUUAGUAUGUCAGAGAGUAAAGGAAAUAUUAGUUGAAGAAAAUAAUGUUCAGGCAAUAAGUCCGCCUGUUAUAAUAUGUGGAGACAUACAUGGUCAAUUUUUUGAUUUAUUAGAGUUAUUUGAUGUUGGUGGUGAUAUAAUGAAUAAUGAUUAUAUAUUUUUGGGAGAUUAUGUAGAUAGAGGUUAUAAUAGUGUAGAAACAUUUGAAUAUUUAUUAUUAUUAAAAUUAUUAUUUCCUAAAAAUAUAACUUUAUUAAGAGGAAAUCAUGAAAGCAGACAAAUUACAACUGUUUAUGGAUUUUAUGAUGAAUGUUUUAAAAAGUACGGAAAUGCAAAUGCAUGGAAGUACUGUACAGAUAUAUUUGACUAUUUAACAUUAGCAGCUCUUGUUGACAAUCAAAUUUUUUGUGUACAUGGUGGUUUAUCUCCAGAGAUAAAAUUAAUUGAUCAGUUAAGGCUAAUCAAUAGAGUGCAAGAAAUACCACACGAGGGGGCUUUCGGAGAUAUCAUGUGGUCGGAUCCUGAUGAGGUAGAUGACUGGGUAGCUAAUCCAAGAGGUGCAGGAUGGUUAUUUGGACCUAAAGUUACAAAAAAAUUUAAUUAUAUUAACAACCUUGAACUAAUAGCUAGAGCUCAUCAACUAGCUAUGGAAGGAUAUAGAUAUAUGUUUGAUGACUCUACAAUUAUUACUGUAUGGUCAGCUCCAAAUUAUUGUUAUCGCUGUGGAAAUGUUGCAGCAAUAAUGAGAAUUGAUGAAAAUAUGAAUAGGCAAAUGCUAAUAUUUAAAGAUACGCCUGAUUCAAGAAAUUCUAUUAAAAAUAAAGCUACAAUUCCAUAUUUUUUAUAA
Molecule: messenger RNA, 927 nt
Organism: Plasmodium gallinaceum
Lineage: Eukaryota; Apicomplexa; Aconoidasida; Haemosporida; Plasmodiidae
Gene: PPP6
Product: serine/threonine protein phosphatase 6, putative
Exons: 1
Coding region: 1-927 (308 amino acids)
Biological process (GO): peptidyl-serine dephosphorylation
Cellular component (GO): cytoplasm
Molecular function (GO): protein serine/threonine phosphatase activity
Source: RefSeq, a predicted model, not a curated record